CAAAAGAGGAAACCACCUUGUCCCUCACCAAAACCUGUACCCAGUGAGACAUGUCACUUUACAAGUCACUUCAAAGUCAUGAUGCGAGGUAGCUCAUCAUUCUCCUGGAAGAUUAUUCACUGAACACUGGGUUUUUGGUUGUAUUCAGAAAUGAUCCCGCUCAAAAACACGCAAUAUGUGCACUUCCUGCAGCAGGCAGAUGUUUUACGUCGCUCAGGGUCACUCUGCGAUGCCAUAAUCUCGGUAAAGAGUCAAACUUUCAGGGCUCAUCGGCUAGUACUGGCUUGUGCUAGCAGAAGACUAGCACAGCAGCUUGCUCUAGGAGACAUGGACAGUCCUUUCCACUGCACACUGGAGUGUUUCUCACCCCACACCUUCCAGCAAGUUCUGGACUUCACCUACAAACAGACUCUGGAGGUAUCUGUGGAUGACCUGCACCUGCUACUGAGAGCUGCUCAGCUGUUGGAGAUGCAGCAUCUGGAGGACCAGUGCCGAAAGCAGCUAGACAGUCUACACCACAGAGCCAGAGAGGAGAAUAACAGAAGUGAAAUCACACAUGUCAAAGAAGAAAAAGAAAGUGUAAAUGGGACAAAUCAAAAGCAAAGAGGAAGUCCAGUUCAAGCGGAGAAACUCAGAGAGACUUCUCCCUCAAUGGAUAAGACAUGCAACAGCACUAUCAUGGAAAACGUGUCAGCCUUUGAUCCUGCUAAGACCCACAACGGUCCACUCUCCCCAAGAAAGAAGCCCAGAACGUCCCCAGUGUCAGCAACACCCUAUAACAGAGAGAGUGUUAUUACCGGGCCUGCCAACAGCAGAACGUCUUUACCUGACAUGUGGAACUCUGUGAGCACCCUGAGGCGUAUAGCCUAUUCGAACCUAGUCGCAGCUCACCCACUUCAGCCCUCAAACCAGUCCUCUAUAGCAUACCCGUUCUCCCUCACCGCUCACCACAUGUUUCCCCUUCUUGGCUCCCAUUUUCAAAGCACUUUCAUGGGGUACCCAGGCUUUCAUCCAGGUUAUACACAAAGCCUUGCUGGAUCCACAGGAAUGGGGAGCAUAAUCAAGCAAGGUCUGUUGAAAAGGAAAAAACCCAGCCAGAGAGUAUUUACUGGGACCAUUCAAAACGGUGAGCAAAGUUACCAUGAUGUACCUAAAGCCAGCACAAGCUUCCUUGGUGAUCCAGUACUGCAACAGUCAUCCUCCAAACCAUCAGCUGAGGCUUUUGCAGGUUGUCAGUUCAGUGCAAGAGGAGAGGUUGCACAGCAUGAACUGCAAUCCCAUCUACAAGAACACAGAGGAGAAAAACCCUACCACUGCCAACACUGUCCCAAGAAGUUUAGUCUGAAACACCAACUGGACACACACCAUCGAGUUCACACCGGAGAGAAACCCUUUGAAUGUCGUCUCUGUGGUCAACGCUCACGAGACUACUCAGCUAUGAUCAAGCACCUGCGGACUCACGGCGGGGCCAUGCCUUACCGGUGCACAAUCUGCCAAGAGUUCUCCAGUAGCCUGGUUGCCAUGCAGAGACACCUAAAGAGCCACUCAAUGCAAGACUUUCCGACUGACUGGACCAUCAGCAGCACCUACCAGUACAUCUCACACAUCUGAGGCAAGCAUCACAACACAGACUCCUCUGUCAAAAAGACAAAGUUCUCAUAGCUUUAGUUUGGGUCUGCCUUGUAUCAUCAUUACAUUUAAGUAACAAAGCAAAACAUCAGUUUUUCUAUCAGAUAAAGUUUUGAACUUACAAUUAUACAUGGACUGAUCAAACCAGGAUCACAUGUUGCAAUAGCUUUCAUACAAACUGCUCUGUAUUAACAAUCGCAACUAUAGAACAGCACUAAUUUCCGAUGGCAUUUGAGAAUAGCUACUUAAAGAGUCAACAUUAGGCCAUGUACAUGCAUUAAAGCCACAUCUGCAGCUCAGCCUCAUCAAAUGACGCAGGCAUUUUCCCUCUUACUUUCAUAAUUAUUGGACUACUUGAGUAAACUUUGUAAGUUUGAGCAAGGUUUAUGGCGCCCUCAGGAGGGCAAAUAAUAUAACAGUUAGUUUUGUGUUCUGAAUUAGUGCUCGCAAAUGCCUGUCAAAAUGUAAGCAGUGGCUAAGAUAUAGUGUUUGCAGGGUUUUUAUUGCUGGAACUGUCUGGAUUCAUUGAUCCAGUUUUGAAAGAAUUCUACAUUUGUCAAUGCCAUGAUGCCUUAUAAAAAAAGAAAAACUUGAUUUUUCUCUCGUGAACCCAGAAGUCUUCAUAUGCAUGUGUAUGCAGCAUGUAACCAUGCACGUUGCUUCACGGAGCUUUCAGGACUUUCCACUGAAUGCUCUUUGUUGGUUUGUACAGCAUUAUCUUAAUGUGCAGGGAGGUAGAAAAUAAACGUUUAACUCAUGUUUCA
This is a messenger RNA of Scatophagus argus, 2393 nucleotides long. RefSeq names its product zinc finger and BTB domain containing 32 (gene zbtb32). Lineage: Eukaryota; Metazoa; Chordata; Actinopteri; Scatophagidae. The coding region runs from base 151 to 1611 and encodes 486 amino acids. Gene Ontology annotation, molecular function: RNA polymerase II cis-regulatory region sequence-specific DNA binding; protein binding; DNA-binding transcription factor activity, RNA polymerase II-specific. The transcript is spliced from 5 exons. Gene Ontology annotation, biological process: regulation of transcription by RNA polymerase II. The record is from RefSeq and is a predicted model, not a curated record.